UCUGGCAGAGAUAGACACAGGGGCUUGGCUGAGGUGUGUCUUGAGCUGUUGGUGAGGUGGGGAUCUCUAUAGACCUUGUCACGAUUUGGAAGCCUUUUGUGCUGAGAGAAACACGGUCCUGCUCAUGGUGGGGUGACAGGCUGAUCCUCACCCACUCCUUGUGCUCUGCUUCCUUCCCCUUCCCUCUCUGCCAGGUGCACCUGCAGCCCCAAGCCAUGUCCUGCUACAGCCCGUGCCAGCCCUGCGGCCCCACCCCGCUGGCCAACAGCUGCAAUGAGCCCUGUGUCAGGCAGUGCCAGGACUCCACCGUGUUCAUCCAGCCCUCGCCUGUUGUGGUGACCCUGCCUGGACCCAUCCUCAGCUCCUUCCCACAGAACACUGCCGUGGGAUCCUCCACCUCUGCUGCUGUUGGCAACAUCCUCAGCACUCAGGGAGUGCCCAUCAGCUCUGGGGGCUUUGGCCUCUCGGGCUUGGGCAGUGGCCUCUGUGGCAUCAGGGGCCUCCCCUGCUAAAGCUGCUGGCCGUGCCCCUGGGGAAGGAACCCAGGCACUGCCAGCAUGGAACCGCCCUGGGGACGCAGCAGCGGCUUGUUGCUUCCUGAGGGGCUGAGCAAGCCCAGCAGCCCUUGCAGAAGGACAGGGCCAGCCUGGGCUCUUGGCAAGCACAGCCCAGCCCUGCCUCUGCCCUCUGCCGCUGCCUCCUUUCCCUCCUGUGUCCUUGUCCCCUUGUGCUCCCCUGGGCUGUGAGCCCCACACAGCCGUCCUGGGGAGGACCUGC
Messenger RNA from Prinia subflava (tawny-flanked prinia), 777 nucleotides. RefSeq names its product feather keratin 1-like. The coding region runs from base 216 to 512 and encodes 98 amino acids. NCBI's taxonomy places the organism in Eukaryota, Metazoa, Chordata, Aves, Passeriformes, Cisticolidae. Gene Ontology annotation, molecular function: structural constituent of cytoskeleton. The transcript has a single exon. The record is from RefSeq and is a predicted model, not a curated record. Gene Ontology annotation, cellular component: intermediate filament.